UCCUCGGCGCCCGCCACGCGCCCGCGCUGCUCUGCCUGCUCGUCCUCUCCGAGCACACGCCUGCCGAGAAGAUCCCAAUCGGUGCCAUCUUCGAGCAGGGGACGGACGAGGUGCAGACGGCGUUCAAGUACGCGAUGCUCAGCCACAAUCAGAACGUCACCGGCUCUAACAGCCGCCGCUUCGAGCUGCAGGCGUUCGUUGACGUUAUUAACACUGCCGACGCCUUCAAGCUGUCCAGGCUUAUCUGCAGCCAGUUCUCGAGGGGAGUAUUUUCGCUACUCGGAGCCGUCAGCCCGGACUCGUUCGACACGCUGCAUUCCUACAGCAACACCUUCCAGAUGCCCUUCGUCACGCCGUGGUUCCCAGAGAAUGCGUUGGCCCCAACGUCCGGCCUGCUGGACUACGCGCUCAGCAUGCGGCCCGACUACCACCAGGCCAUCAUCGACGUGGUGAGGUACUACGGCUGGACUAGCGUCGUCUACCUGUACGACUCCAACGACGGUCUGCUGAGGCUACAGAACAUCUACCAGAACCUGCGUCCUGGUCCGAAGGCUCUGAACGUAGCAGCCGUGAAACGAGUCCAGAACGCGUCGGAAGCCAUCGACUACCUGCACAGCCUGGAGGAGGUCAGCAGGUGGACCAACAAGUACGUUGUCUUGGACUGCCCCACGGAGAUGGCGAAGGAGAUCGUCGUGACUCACGUACGCGACAUUUCACUGGGCAAGAGGACCUACCACUACCUGCUCAGCGGACUGAUAAUGGAUGACCACUGGGAGACAGACGUGACGGAGUACGGCGCCGUCAACAUCACGGGCUUCCGGAUCGUGGACGGCAGUCGGAACUUCGUGCGCGACUUCCUCGAUGGCUGGAGGAAGAUCGACCCCAGCACGUCUCCAGGCGCGGGCCGGGACUACAUCUCGGCCCCCGCGGCGCUGAUGUACGACGCCGUCUUCGUGCUGGUGGAGGCGUUCAACCGGCUGCUGCGCAAGAAGCCGGACGUGUUCCGGGCCAACUUCCGCCGCGGCCAGGUCUUCAACAACGGCAGCCGCGGCAUCGAGUGCAACACCAGCAAGGGCUGGGUCACGCCCUGGGAGCACGGCGACAAGAUCCUGCGCAUCCUCAGGAAGGUGGAGCUGGAGGGUCUGACUGGUGAAGUGCGGUUUAACGACGACGGUCGUCGCCGUAACUACACGUUACAAGUAGUCGAAAUGACAGUCAACAGCGCAAUCGCUAAGGUAGCUGAAUGGUCCGACGAACUGGGUCUGACUCCUGUAGCUGCCAAGUACAUGAGGCUCAGAACGAGUUCGGAUAGCAAGAAGAACAAGACGUACAUCGUGACCACCAUAGUGGAGGAGCCGUACGUAAUGAUCCGGACGGAGGAACCAGGAGAGAACCUGACGGGCAACGACCGCUUUGAGGGAUACUGCAAGGACCUGGCAGACCUCAUCGCCCAGAAGCUCGGCAUCAAUUACGAGCUGAGGAUAGUGAAGGACGGCCAAUACGGAGCGGAGAACCCGGAUGUGGAGGGAGGCUGGGAUGGAAUGGUGGGGGAGCUCGUCCGCAAGGAGGCGGACAUCGCGAUCGCGUCGAUGACGAUCACGUCGGAGCGGGAGCGCGUGAUCGACUUCAGCAAGCCGUUCAUGUCGCUGGGCAUCAGCAUCAUGAUCAAGAAGCCGGUGAAGCAGAAGCCGGGCGUGUUCAGCUUCCUGAACCCGCUCAGCAAGGAGAUCUGGGUGUGCGUCAUCUUCUCGUACGUGGGCGUCAGCAUCGUGCUCUUCAUCGUGUCGCGCUUCUCGCCCUACGAGUGGCGCCUGCUGCAGCCCGCCUUCCAGGAGCCCCCCGGGCUCGCAUUCGUCAGCGGGCCCGGACCCUGCCCGGCCGACGGCGUCGCCAACGAGUUCAGCAUCCUCAACAGCCUGUGGUUCGCCCUCGGGGCCUUCAUGCAGCAGGGCAGCGACAUAGCGCCCAGGUCGAUCUCGGGCCGCAUCGUGGGCAGCGUGUGGUGGUUCUUCACGCUGAUCCUCAUCUCGUCCUACACGGCCAACCUGGCCGCCUUCCUCACCGUCGAGCGGAUGGUGGCGCCCAUCAACAGUCCCGAGGACCUGGCCUCGCAGACCGAAGUCGAGUACGGCACGCUCUACCACGGCUCCACCUGGGACUUCUUCAGGCGGUCACAGAUCACGCUGUACAGCAAGAUGUGGGAGUUCAUGAACUCACGCAAGCACGUGUUCGUGCGCACGUACGACGAAGGCAUUAGACGGGUGAGGACCUCCAAGGGCAAGUACGCGCUGCUCAUCGAGUCUCCCAAGAACGACUACACCAACGAGCGGGAGCCGUGCGACACGAUGAAGGUCGGCCGCAACCUGGACGCCAAGGGCUUCGGGGUCGCCACCCCCCUAGGCUCGCCCCUCAGGGAGAAAAUAAAUUUAGCAGUCCUUUCUCUGACCGAAAAUGGCGAGCUAACAAAACUUAAAAACCGUUGGUGGUACGACCGCACGGAAUGCAAGCAUAGUGACAAGCAGGAUGCAUCUCGAAAUGAACUUUCAUUGAGCAACGUCGCUGGUAUAUUUUACAUCCUGAUUGGAGGGUUGCUGUUUGCUAUGGCUGUGGCUCUGUUGGAGUUUUGUUACAAAUCUCACGUCGAAGCGUCUAAAUUGAAGAUGUCACUGUCUGAUGCCAUGAAAGCGAAAGCAAGGUUGACAAUUGGAGCAGGGAUCGAUUUUAACAAUCAAAGGUACUACACGCCAACCCACCAGAUAAACAGCAUUGAUAAUGAUCAGCUGCACAGCAACACACACACUCAAGUUUAAUUGAGUGCUAUGUACUUGUAUAUCUGGACGUCAUAAAAAUGAACAAUCUGAACUGCACUGCACUCGUCAAGAAAGAGGGGGACACUUCAACACGACUAAUCAAGAGAUGUUCUACGCAGAUAUAUGUGUAUCUCUGCGACUUGUGAUUGUUUACUGCUCCAGGAACCACAGGAACCACUGAGUGCGCAUUCCUAGAACUGUAUCAGAGGAUGGUCGACUUCUACAACUUUUUUCCAAAAUACAAAUCAAAGAGACAAUUUGUAUGCAACUUACUUAGAAAAUGUUAAUUAGAAAAGGUUAAUUAGUUGAGUACUUUCGAUCCUCAACUUACUUGUAUUCCAUUAAUUCUUCAAAGAAAUUUUAAUAUUUGCGUUGUGUGAGUUAAAGUCAUGAGAUGCAUACAAAUUUUUUCUUUCAAAUAUA
Messenger RNA from Schistocerca americana (American grasshopper), 3233 nucleotides. Its product is annotated as glutamate receptor 1-like. Gene Ontology annotation, biological process: synaptic transmission, glutamatergic; monoatomic ion transport; modulation of chemical synaptic transmission. Gene Ontology annotation, molecular function: glutamate-gated receptor activity; transmitter-gated monoatomic ion channel activity involved in regulation of postsynaptic membrane potential. Gene Ontology annotation, cellular component: postsynaptic membrane; plasma membrane. The record is from RefSeq and is a predicted model, not a curated record. The transcript has 21 exons. Lineage: Eukaryota; Metazoa; Arthropoda; Insecta; Orthoptera; Acrididae. Bases 135 to 2810 code for a protein of 891 amino acids.